Cucumis melo (muskmelon) is the source of this 984-nucleotide messenger RNA. RefSeq lists its product as uncharacterized. Gene Ontology annotation, cellular component: intracellular anatomical structure. The coding region runs from base 125 to 862 and encodes 245 amino acids. Lineage: Eukaryota; Viridiplantae; Streptophyta; Magnoliopsida; Cucurbitales; Cucurbitaceae. The transcript has 7 exons. Gene Ontology annotation, molecular function: pyridoxal phosphate binding. The record is from RefSeq and is a predicted model, not a curated record.
UGAAGAUUUCUCCGAACCACAAACCAUGAAAAAAAAACAUGGAGAAGAUUGAACAGCUAACCACUUCAUUCCACUAUAAUCACAAAUCUUCUUUUCUCUUUCACCUUCAAAAAAAUCCUCUCUAAUGGCUGCUCCCCUGGUCGAAGGCGCAGCCGUCGCAGCUCUCCGAUCCGUAAUGUUUCGAGCUCGGCAGGCGGCUGAGCGCUCUGGUCGCAAUUUCGACCAGGUCCGCGUCGUCGCCGUCUCCAAGACAAAGCCUGUGUCUCUCAUUCGCCAAGUAUAUGAUGCCGGUCACCGUUGCUUUGGCGAGAACUAUGUUCAAGAGCUUAUCGAUAAAGCUCCUCAGCUUCCUCAAGAUAUUGAAUGGCAUUUCAUUGGGCAUUUGCAGAGCAACAAAGUUAAAUCGCUUCUUGCUGGAGUUCCUAACCUGGCUAUGGUUCAGGGUGUAGAUAAUGAGAAGCUUGCAAAUCACCUUGAUCGUGCAGUUUCAAACCUCGGAAGGGAUCCAUUGAAGGUUCUAGUUCAAGUAAACACCAGUGGCGAAAUAUCAAAAUCUGGUGUUGAACCUUCUGGAUGCGUCGAACUUGCAAAGCAUAUGAAGUUGCGUUGUUCACAUCUACAGUUUUCUGGCUUAAUGACAAUAGGGAUGCCAGAUUAUACUUCCACUCCAGAGAACUUUAAGACGCUACUGAAAUGUAGAGCCGAGGUCUGCAAGGCACUUGAAAUGGAAGAAGAGCAGUGUGAAUUGUCCAUGGGAAUGUCUAAUGAUUUCGAGUUGGCGAUCGAAAUGGGCAGCACCAAUGUGAGAAUUGGAUCCACAAUAUUUGGUCCGAGGGAAUACGCAAAGAAGCUAGCUGACUAGCAUGUACAGAGUUUCCAACCAUCUUACAUCUCAAAAUGUUAUUUAAACAUUUUUAAAAUAUUACAAAUAUAACAAAAUCUAUCAGUGAUGGACACGAUAUGAUCUAGAUUUUGAGAAUUAAA